CGCUUGCUUCAUUCCCUCUAGGUCUCUCCUCCUUCGAGAUACCCAAAAUAAAAGGAGAGGGGGCAGGAGAACACCAACACAAGAUUGAUGGAGAGGUGACGAGCAAAAGGUGUAGGCAAAAAGAAAGAAAGAGAGGCAACAGUAAGAGGUUUGCAGUUGCAAGGAGCAACCGUUGUUGACAGGUCUACACAUCAAGUCCAUACCGUUUUGAUGCACUUCGGUAGUCUAGGAACGUUGGUGUCCUAACUUGAAUCCUGUGAGGUUUUGCGAUUGUGGUGAGAAUAGUUGACAUGUUCAUGCUCCUGGCCAUCAUGCAAAUUUGGUACUUACUACAUGAUCUUUUGACCAUUCAAUCACUAAUAAGUACACACUCUGUUUCUAAAUAUAAGACGUGUUGGCAGUUUAAAAACAGAGGUAGUAGUAAUAUAGGGGUUACGUGAAUUUCUUUCGAAUUGAUUUUGCCUCUAAUAAGAUCAUGCUGAAUCGGUAAUAAGCUUUUAUGGAGCAAGCUAGGGUAACAAGUUCUCGAGUUUUUGAACUGUUUUUUGGCGCUUUUGUCCGACUUCCCCAGUUACUAAUCAUAGGAGGAGAAUCUAGCUUGUUGGCACAUUUUGUGACAAUGGACGACGGACUAUACCUUCCGAUCCCCAACCACCUUCUGUUUCCAUAUCCUGAGAUCUCCCACGGCUUCGAUGAGUUCCUAGCGUGUACUCACACACACACCUGCAACGGUCUAUCAUGGUCGGCCGCGGCGCACGCUCACACGUGCCUCCACGCGCACACCCAAGUCAUAGCUUCCGGCGAAGAUCACGCGGAGCAUGACCAGCUGAGGAAUCUCCGGAAGCCUCUGGGGAACCGUGAGGCCGUGCGCAAGUACCGGCAGAAGAAGAAAGCUCACGCAGCCUUCCUUGAGGAGGAGGUCAAGAAGCUCCGCGCCGCCAACCAGCAGCUCCUGAGGCGGCUGCAGGGCCACGCUGCCCUGGAGGCCGAGGUGGCGAGGCUGACGGGCCUCCUGCUCGAUGUCCGAGGCAAAAUCGAUGCGGCUGAGAUCGGCGGCCUGCCGUUCGAGGAGCGUUGCAGCUUCGGCUCUGUCGUCAGCACUGCUGCAGAACCGACAGCACCAUGCUUUGAUUCUGGCAGUGCUGAGGUGCCAGCGGCCUGGGAGGCUUGCGAGAUCGAUGGCGGUGGUAUUGUUUCAGGAGAACUUGGUGUUCCUGAAGUGGUGGACGCUGUUGCCAGCUUCGUGAACUCUCCUGCAUAAUUGGAUGAAGUUCUUUGUAC
Triticum aestivum (bread wheat) is the source of this 1281-nucleotide messenger RNA. RefSeq lists its product as uncharacterized. NCBI's taxonomy places the organism in Eukaryota, Viridiplantae, Streptophyta, Magnoliopsida, Poales, Poaceae. Gene Ontology annotation, biological process: regulation of transcription by RNA polymerase II; DNA-templated transcription. Bases 500 to 1261 code for a protein of 253 amino acids. Gene Ontology annotation, molecular function: DNA-binding transcription factor activity, RNA polymerase II-specific; RNA polymerase II cis-regulatory region sequence-specific DNA binding. The transcript has 2 exons. The record is from RefSeq and is a predicted model, not a curated record.